Messenger RNA from Epithele typhae, 666 nucleotides. RefSeq lists its product as uncharacterized. The coding region runs from base 1 to 666 and encodes 221 amino acids. Lineage: Eukaryota; Fungi; Basidiomycota; Agaricomycetes; Polyporales; Epitheliaceae. The transcript is spliced from 3 exons. The record is from RefSeq and is a predicted model, not a curated record.
AUGGUUAUCCUCGACGAGAAAGCUUUGAUGCUCCCACCGCCUCCCCCGUAUGGCGAGGACGGCCUCGUUGGUCCCCCGCCUUUCCCUGCGCUCAACGGGGCCCCUCCCAGUCUCGUAACCCUGCCCCCACACCUCUUGCUGCGCAUUGUGUAUGAGACAUUUGCCGAAGGACGAGUGGAGAAGCAGAGGAAGGUCCUUUACUGGCUUACUUUGAGCCUCCGGCUUGUCAACCGUGCGAUCUACAUCGCAUGCAUGCAUGUUCUGCGCUCGUCCUACCUUCCCGCGUACGCCGCCCUCGUUCGGUCGCCCUACACUUCGGACCCAUUCCCGCAUGCCGCUUCAGCAACCACACCCGCACAGCGCGAGACACGCGUGCUCGACCUCUUCAUCGCACUCAAAGUCCGCGAAGACGUCUGGACGGACGAAUCCGAGCUCCACCUCGAGCGCGAAGAGAGCUUCAAGGAUCUUUUCGACCUCAUGCAGCCCCGCGCUCGCCUCGAAGAUCUCGUUCGUCUCUAUGGCGUUCGCGACGGCGCCGUGGCCGUGCCACUCCCCUCGGGAGCGACGCCAGUCGCAACAUCGUCUCCAACCACUCCUCUCUGCAAGAAGCUCGUUAAGGAGCUUCGGUCCUGGAUCGCCUUGAACCCCUCACAGCGUAGUCGUUAA